CUGAGCGCCGCGGGCCUGCGCCAUUGAGGAGCGGCGGGGAGGAAACGCCGCGCAGCGCCGGGCUGGGGCGGGCGGCCCGGGACACCGACAGAUUUUUCUGUGACCAUGAAAGAGAGAAAUAAAGAAUGAUCCAUGAUUUCUAAACACCUUUUCCUGAGGAUAUAGUCAUGUUGGAAGGCCUUGUAGCCUGGGUUCUCAAUACCUAUUUGGGAAAAUAUGUCAAUAACCUGAACACUGACCAGCUCUCAGUUGCACUUCUCAAAGGUGCUGUUGAAUUAGAAAACUUGCCAUUAAAGAAAGAUGCCUUGAAAGAAUUGGAAUUACCAUUUGAAGUCAAAGCUGGCUUCAUUGGGAAAGUAACCCUUCAGAUUCCCUUUUAUCGCCCCCAUGUGGACCCUUGGGUGAUCUCCAUCUCCAGCCUUCACUUAAUUGGAGCCCCAGAGAAAAUACAGGAUUUCAAUGAUGAAAAGGAGAAGCUGUUGGAAAGGGAACGUAAGAAAGCACUACUUCAAGCCCUGGAGGAGAAAUGGAAGAAUGACCGCCAGCAGAAAGGGGAGUCCUAUUGGUAUUCAGUUACCGCCUCCGUAGUUACAAGGAUUGUGGAGAAUAUUGAAUUAAAAAUUCAAGAUGUCCAUUUACGCUUUGAAGAUGGUGUCACCAAUCCCUCCCAUCCUUUUGCUUUUGGCAUCUGCAUUAAGAAUGUGUCCAUGCAAAAUGCUGUGAAUGAGCCUGUACAGAAACUAAUGCGGAAAAAGCAAUUAGACGUAGCAGAAUUUAGCAUCUAUUGGGAUGUCGAUUGCACUUUACUGGGGGAUUUGCCUCAGAUGGAGUUACAGGAGGCCAUGGCCAGGAGCAUGGAGAGUCGCAGCCAUCACUACGUCCUGGAGCCUGUGUUUGCAUCUGCUCUUUUGAAGAGAAACUGCUCCAAGAAGCCCCUGCGGUCUCGGCACAGUCCCCGUAUUGAUUGUGAUAUUCAGCUGGAGACCAUUCCCUUGAAACUCUCUCAGCUGCAAUACCGGCAAAUCAUGGAAUUCCUCAAGGAGCUGGAACGAAAGGAGAGGCAGGUGAAGUUCCGAAGGUGGAAACCCAAGGUGGCGAUAUCUAAGAACUGCCGAGAAUGGUGGUAUUUUGCUUUGAAUGCUAACUUGUAUGAGAUCAGAGAGCAGAGGAAACGUUGCACCUGGGACUUUAUGUUGCACCGCGCUCGUGAUGCUGUAUCUUACACUGACAAAUAUUUCAACAAGUUAAAAGGAGGCCUGCUGUCCACAGAUGACAAGGAGGAAAUGUGUCGGAUUGAAGAGGAACAGAGCUUUGAGGAAUUGAAGAUUUUGCGUGAACUGGUUCAUGAUCGAUUUCACAAACAGGAAGAACUAGCAGAGAGUCUGCGGGAGCCUCAGUUUGAUUCUCCAGGAGCCUGUCCGGGAGCCCCAGAACCCGGUGGAGGCAGUGGGAUGCUGCAGUAUCUCCAGUCCUGGUUUCCUGGAUGGGGUGGCUGGUACGGGCAGCAGACCCCAGAAGGGAAUGUGGUUGAGGGACUGUCAGCAGAGCAACAGGAGCAGUGGAUUCCUGAAGAGAUCCUGGGCACUGAGGAGUUUUUUGACCCCACUGCAGAUGCCUCGUGUAUGAACACGUAUACAAAGCGAGAUCAUGUCUUUGCCAAACUGAAUUUGCAGUUGCAGCGAGGUACAGUGACUCUGUUACACAAGGAGCAAGGAACUCCUCAAAUGAAUGAAAGUGCUUUCAUGCAGCUCGAGUUUUCAGAUGUAAAACUUCUAGCAGAGUCUCUUCCUCGAAGAAAUUCCUCGUUGCUUUCAGUCCGGUUGGGUGGACUGUUUCUUCGAGACCUGGCUACAGAAGGAACUAUGUUUCCUCUUCUAGUCUUCCCUAAUCCACAAAAAGAAGUUGGCAGAGUCUCACAAUCUUUUGGUCUACAAACUACAUCUGCAGACAGAAGUGAUCAUUACCCAGCUGCAGAUCCAGAUGGCCCCGUUUUUGAGAUGCUGUAUGAGAGAAAUCCGGCGCACAGCCACUUUGAGAGGCGGCUCAAUGUCAGCACAAGGCCCUUGAACAUCAUAUACAAUCCGCAGGCCAUUAAAAAAGUAGCAGACUUUUUCUACAAGGGAAAGGUUCAUACCUCAGGUUUUGGUUAUCAGUCUGAACUUGAGCUGAGAGUGGCUGAAGCUGCCCGAAGACAAUAUAACAAGCUGAAGAUGCAGACCAAGGCAGAAAUCCGGCAAACUCUUGAUCGUUUGCUAGUGGGUGAUUUCAUUGAGGAGAGUAAACGAUGGACCGUGCGGCUGGAUAUUUCUGCCCCUCAGGUGAUAUUUCCUGAUGAUUUCAAAUUCAAGAAUCCUGUGUUAGUUGUCGUGGAUCUAGGAAGAAUGCUUUUGACGAACACCCAAGAUAACUCCAGGAGGAAAAGUAGGGAUGGGUCAGCAUCUGAAGAGACCCAGUUUAGUGAUGAUGAAUAUAAGACCCCCCUGGCCACACCUCCUAACACCCCACCUCCCGAGUCAAGCAGCAGCAACGGAGAGAAAACACCUCCCUUUUCUGGAGUUGAGUUCAGUGAAGAACAGCUUCAAGCACAUUUAAUGAGCACAAAGAUGUAUGAGAGGUACUCGCUGUCAUUUAUGGACCUCCAGAUCAUGGUUGGACGAGUGAAAGACAAUUGGAAGCAUGUCCAGGAUAUUGACGUGGGACCAACACAUGUGGUAGAGAAGUUCAACGUUCACCUACAGUUAGAGCGUCGAUUGAUUUAUACUUCAGAUCCCAAAUAUCCAGGAGCCGUGCUCUCAGGCAACUUACCAGACUUAAAAAUCCACAUUAAUGAAGAUAAAAUAUCUGCACUAAAGAAUUGCUUUGCUCUCCUCACCACCCCAGAAAUGAAAACUUCUGACACUCAGAUUAAAGAAAAGAUUUUUCCCCAGGAGGAGCAGCGGGGAAGUUUGCAAGACUCCGUAAUGAAUUUAACCCAGAGCAUUGUGUUGUUGGAGCAGCAUACCCGCGAGGUUCUGGUGGAGUCGCAGCUCCUCCUGGCGGAAUUUAAAGUGAACUGUAUGCAGCUUGGUGUUGAGAGCAAUGGCCGGUACAUUUCUGUGCUCAAGGUGUUUGGUACCAAUGCUCACUUUGUGAAGAGGCCUUAUGAUGCUGAAGUCUCCCUAACUGUUCAUGGUUUGCUCCUGGUGGAUACCAUGCAGACAUAUGGUGCUGAUUUUGACCUUUUGAUGGCUUCACAUAAGAACUUGAGCUUUGAUAUUCCAACGGGAAGCCUUCGGGAUAGCAGGGCCCAGUCUCCUGUCUCUGGACCGAAUGUGGCCCACUUAACUGAUGGAGCUACACUGAACGACCGAUCAGCUACUAGUGUUUCACUUGACAAAAUUCUUACCAAAGAGCAAGAGUCCCUUAUUAAGUUGGAAUAUCAGUUUGUGAGUUCAGAGUGCCCAUCGAUGAAUUUAGACAGUACUCUUCAGGUGAUUUCCCUACAGGUGAAUAAUUUAGAUAUUAUCCUCAAUCCAGAGACGAUUGUGGAGCUAAUUGGUUUUCUUCAAAAAUCCUUUCCCAAGGAAAAAGAUGAUUUAAGUCCUCAACCUUUAAUGACUGAUUUUGAAAGAAGCUUCAGAGAACAAGGAACUUACCAGUCUACAUAUGAACAAAACACUGAGGUUGCAGUGGAAAUCCAUAGGCUGAACUUACUGCUUCUUCGGACAGUGGGCAUGGCAAAUAGAGAGAAAUAUGGCAGAAAAAUUGCAACUGCAAGUAUAGGUGGCACCAAAGUUAAUGUCUCAAUGGGUAGCACGUUUGACAUGAAUGGUUCUCUUGGCUGUUUACAGCUUAUGGAUUUGACACAAGAUAACGUUAAAAACCAGUAUGUUGUCAGCAUUGGGAAUUCUGUAGGCUAUGAAAAUAUCAUCAGUGAUAUUGGCUACUUUGAAUCUGUGUUUGUCAGAAUGGAAGAUGCAGCCCUCACUGAAGCUUUGAGUUUCACGUUUGUUGAGAGAUCUAAACAGGAGUGUUUUCUCAACCUGAAGAUGGCUUCUUUACAUUAUAACCACUCUGCUAAGUUUUUGAAGGAGUUGACGUUAUCCAUGGAUGAACUGGAAGAAAAUUUUCGAGGUAUGCUGAAAAGCGCAGCCACCAAAGUCACCACAGUACUAGCUACCAAGACUGCCGAGUAUAGCGAGAUGGUAUCGCUCUUUGAAACUCCAAGGAAGACUCGGGAACCCUUUAUCUUAGAGGAAAAUGAAAUAUAUGGGUUUGACCUAGCUUCGUCUCAUUUGGACACUGUAAAGCUAAUCUUGAACAUAAACAUUGAAUCACCAGUUGUUUCUAUCCCUCGGAAGCCGGGGAGUCCUGAGUUGUUGGUGGGACACUUGGGACAGAUAUUCAUCCAGAAUUUUGUGGCGGGAGAUGAUGAAUCCAGAAGUGACCGUCUGCAGGUGGAAAUCAAGGACAUUAAACUGUAUUCUUUGAAUUGCACCCAGUUGGCAGGUAGAGAAGCUGUUGGGUCUGAAGGAAGCCGGAUGUUUUGCCCACCUUCCGGGUCUGGCAGUGCCAACAGUCAGGAGGAAGCUCAUUUCACACGACAUGAUUUCUUUGAAUCUUUGCAUAGAGGUCAAGCUUUUCACAUCCUGAACAACACCACCAUUCAGUUUAAACUGGAGAAGAUCCCUAUAGAGAGAGAAUCUGAAUUGACUUUUUCUCUUAGCCCAGAUGACCUGGGAACUUCUAGCAUCAUGAAGAUUGAAGGAAAAUUUGUCAAUCCAGUUCAGGUGGUGUUAGCAAAGCAUGUAUAUGAGCAGGUUUUACAAACCCUGGACAAUCUCGUGUACAGUGAAGAUCUGAAUAAGUAUCCAGCCAGUGCUACCUCCUCCCCUUGCCCUGAUUCUCCUCUGCCUCCCCUCAGUACCUGUGGAGAAUCUUCUGUUGAAAGGAAGGAGAAUGGAUUGUUCAGCCACUCCAGCCUUUCUAACACCUCUCAGAAGUCAUUGUCAGUGAAGGAAGUCAAAUCCUUUACUCAGAUUCAAGCCACCUUUUGUAUAUCAGAGCUUCAGGUUCAGCUAAGUGGAGAUCUGACUUUGGGGGCCCAAGGUCUUGUGAGCUUAAAGUUUCAGGACUUUGAGGUGGAAUUCAGUAAAGACCAUCCCCAGACUUUAUCUAUUCAGAUUGCCCUGCAUUCUCUGCUGAUGGAGGACUUAUUGGAGAAGAAUCCAGAUUCUAAAUAUAAGAACCUGAUGGUGUCUCGAGGAGCCCCUAAGCCAUCUAGUUUAGCACAAAAAGAAUACCUUUCUCAGUCUUGCCCCUCAGUGUCCAAUGUGGAAUAUCCUGAUAUGCCUCGGUCUCUCCCUUCCCACAUGGAAGAAGCUCCUAAUGUCUUCCAGUUGUAUCAAAGGCCCACCUCUGCGUCCCGGAAAAAGCAAAAGGAAGUCCAAGACAAGGACUAUCCCUUGACCCCACCUCCUUCUCCAACAGUGGAUGAGCCCAAGAUACUUGUUGGAAAGAGUAAAUUUGAUGAUUCCUUAGUCCACAUCAACAUAUUCUUGGUAGAUAAGAAACAUCCAGAAUUCUCUUCCAGUUACAAUCGAGUUAACCGGAGCAUUGAUGUUGAUUUUAAUUGCUUGGAUGUGCUGAUCACACUGCAAACCUGGGUUGUGAUAUUAGACUUUUUUGGAAUCGGCUCCACUGCAGACAACCACGCAAUGAGGCUGCCUCCUGAGGGCAUUCUGCACAACGUGAAGUUGGAGCCACAUGCCUCCAUGGAGUCUGGACUUCAGGAUCCAGUGAACACCAAACUGGAUCUCAAGGUUCAUUCACUUUCUCUAGUGCUGAAUAAGACCACCAGUGAGCUUGCCAAAGCAAAUGUGUCCAAAUUAGUAGCACACCUGGAAAUGAUUGAGGGAGACCUGGCCUUACAGGGCAGCAUUGGGAGUCUGUCUCUAAGUGACCUCACAUGCCAUGGAGAGUUCUACAGAGAACGGUUCACUACCAGUGGUGAAGAAGCACUCAUCUUCCAGACUUUUAAAUACGGACGGCCUGACCCUCUGCUCCGGAGAGAACACGACAUUCGCGUGAGCCUCCGGAUGGCCUCUGUGCAGUAUGUGCAUACUCAGCGUUUCCAGGCAGAGGUGGUGGCCUUCAUUCAGCAUUUCACUCAGCUGCAGGAUGUCUUAGGGCGCCAGCGAGCUGCUAUUGAGGGGCAGACGGUGAGAGAUCAAGCCCAGCGCUGUUCACGGGUUCUCCUGGAUAUUGAGGCUGGUGCUCCCGUUCUCUUGAUCCCAGAAAGUUCCAGAUCAAAUAAUCUGAUUGUAGCAAAUUUGGGGAAGUUGAAAGUCAAAAAUAAGUUUCUGUUUGCUGGUUUUCCUGGCACCUUUUCCCUACAAGAUAAGGAAUCUGUGCCUUCAGCUUCCCCAACGGGUAUUCCCAAACACAGUCUGAGGAAAACGACAAGCACGGAGGAGCCCAGGGGAACCCAUUCCCAGGGGCAGUUCACGAUGCCUCUUGCUGGAAUGAGCCUAGGAAGCCUGAAGAGUGAGUUUGUGCCCAGUACCUCCACCAAGCAGCAAGGGCCGCAACCCACACUGUCUGUUGGCCAAGAGUCCAGUAGUCCAGAAGACCAUGUCUGCCUGCUGGAUUGCGUUGUCGUGGAUCUCCAGGACAUGGACAUCUUUGCUGCAGAGAGACAUCCGAGAGAAUACUCGAAGGCACCAGAGGAUAGUAGUGGAGAUCUGAUCUUCCCUUCCUAUUUUGUGCGACAGACAGGAGGAAGCCUCUUAACCGAGCCUUGUAGGCUGAAAUUGCAGGUGGAAAGGAAUUUGGACAAAGAAAUAAGUCAUACUGUGCCAGACAUAUCUAUCCAUGGCAAUCUCUCCUCAGUCCACUGCUCUCUGGAUCUGUAUAAAUACAAGCUGAUCCGCGGCUUAUUAGAGAACAACCUGGGAGAACCCAUAGAGGAAUUUAUGCGGCCUUAUGAUUUACAAGAUCCAAGAAUUCAUACUGUCCUGAGUGGAGAAGUGUACACCUGUAUGUGCUUCCUCAUUGAUAUGGUGAAUGUAAGUCUGGAGCUUAAAGAUCCAAAAAGAAAAGAAGGUGCUGGGUCCCUAGCCAGAUUUGACUUCAAGAAAUGCAAACUGCUCUAUGAAAGUUUUUCCAACCAAACCAAGUCCAUUAACUUGGUUUCCCAUUCCAUGAUGGCUUUUGACACCCGUUAUGCUGGGCAGAAGACCAGCCCUGGCAUGACGAAUGUGUUCAGCUGUAUCUUUCAGCCCGCUAAGAACAGCAGCACCACCCAAGGGUCCAUUCAGAUUGAACUACAUUUCAGAUCUACCAAGGAUUCCUCCUGCUUUACAGUAGUUCUCAACAAUCUCCGUGUGUUUCUCAUAUUUGACUGGCUACUGUUAGUCCAUGAUUUUCUCCACACUCCCAGUGAUAUUAAGAAACAAAAUCAUGUUACUCCUUCUCGCCACCGUAACUCUAGCAGCGAAUCUGCUAUAGUUCCCAAAACUGUGAAGAGUGGAGUAGUUACCAAGCGGUCUUCCCUUCCUGUGUCCAAUGAAAGGCACCUGGAGGUCAAGGUCAAUGUAACAGGUACGGAGUUUGUGGUCAUUGAAGAUGUGUCCUGCUUCGACACCAAUGCCAUUAUUCUGAAAGGCACCACAGUGCUCACCUAUAAGCCCCGGUUUGUUGAUCGCCCCUUUUCAGGAAGUUUGUUUGGCAUUGAGGUGUUUUCAUGCCGACUAGGGAAUGAGCAUGAUACAGCUCUUUCAAUUGUGGAUCCCGUACAAAUUCAAAUGGAGUUGGUGGGGAAUUCUUCUUAUCAAAAUAGUUCAGGAUUGAUGGAUGCAUUCAAUAGUGAAGAUUUCCCACCUGUCCUGGAGAUUCAGUUACAAGCCCUGGAUAUCAGACUCUCCUAUAAUGAUGUUCAGCUGUUUCUUGCCAUUGCAAAAUCCAUCCCAGAGCAAGCUAAUGCUGCAGUGCCAGACUCAGUGGCCCUGGAGUCAGACUCCGUUGGCACUUACCUUCCAGGUGCAUCUCGCGUUGGAGAGGAAAUCAGAGAAGGGACAAGACACACCUUAGAUCCUGUCUUGGAGUUACAGCUGGCUAGGCUGCAGGAGCUGGGAUUCAGCAUGGAUGAUUGUCGCAAAGCUCUUUUGGCGUGUCAAGGCCAAUUGAAAAAGGCAGCAAGUUGGUUGUUUAAGAAUGCGGAACCUCUGAAGUCUCUUUCCUUGGCCUCCACCAGCCGAGAUAGCCCAGGGGCUGUGGCAGCGCCAUUGAUCUCUGGCGUGGAGAUCAAAGCUGAGAGUGUGUGCAUCUGUUUCAUCGAUGACUGCAUGGAUUGUGAUGUUCCUCUCGCUGAACUCACCUUUUCCCGUCUGAAUUUUCUUCAGCGUGUAAGAACUAGCCCUGAAGGCUAUGCCCACUUCACCCUUUCUGGAGAUUAUUAUAACCGUGCUCUUUCAGGCUGGGAGCCAUUUAUUGAGCCUUGGCCAUGCUCUGUAUCCUGGCAACAGCAGGCAGCUAGUCGUCUCCAUCCUCCUCGACUGAAGCUAGAAGCCAAGGCCAAACCUCGUUUGGAUAUCAAUAUCACUUCUGUGCUAAUUGACCAGUAUGUAAGUACCAAGGAAUCGUGGAUGGCAGAUUACUGUAAAGAUGACAAGGACAUAGAGUCAGCUAAAUCAGAAGACUGGAUGGGCUCUUCGGUGGAUCCUCCAUGUUUUGGACAAAGCCUCCCCCUUGUCUACCUUAGAACUAGGAGUACAGCCAGUCUGACUAACCUAGAGCACCAGAUCUAUGCUAGAGCAGAGGUGAAAACCCCCAAGCGCCGGCAGCCAUUUGUCCCCUUUGCUCUGAGGAACCACACGGGGUGCACUUUGUGGUUUGCCACCCUGACCACCACACCCACCAGAGCUGCACUCUCUCACAGUGGGAGUCCAGGGGUAGUUCCAGAAGGGAACGGAACAUUUCUCGAUGAUACUCACAAUGUUAGUGAAUGGCGAGAAGUCCUUACAGGUGAAGAGAUUCCCUUUGAAUUUGAAGCAAGAGGAAAGUUAAGACACAGACACACCCAUGACCUCCGGAUUCAUCAACUGCAAGUGAGAGUAAAUGGCUGGGAGCAAGUGAGCCCAGUGUCUGUGGACAAAGUCGGGACCUUUUUUCGAUAUGCAGCACCAGAUAAAAAUUCAUCUUCCUCUACGAUUGGCAGCCCAAGCAGCAGAACAAAUAUUAUACAUCCCCAGGUUUAUUUCUCUUCACUCCCACCAGUGCGGGUGGUCUUUGCAGUGACUAUGGAAGGCAGUGCACGGAAAGUCAUCACUGUCCGGUCAGCCCUCAUUGUGAGGAACAGACUUGAGACACCAAUGGAACUAAGACUGGAUAGCCCAUCAGCUCCAGACAAGCCAGUGGUGCUUCCUGCUAUCAUGCCAGGGGAUUCGUUUGCUGUGCCUUUACACCUCACUUCUUGGCGGCUACAGGCCCGGCCCAAAGGAUUGGGUGUAUUUUUCUGUAAGGCUCCCAUUCAUUGGACCAAUGUAGUGAAGACUGCAGAAAUUAGUAGCAGUAAACGAGAGUGCCACUCUAUGGACACAGAAAAAAGCCGAUUUUUCAGGUUUUGUGUGGCUAUAAAGAAAGAGAAUUAUCCAGAUUAUAUGCCCUCAAACAUAUUUUCUGACAGUGCAAAACAGAUUUUCAGACAGCCUGGGCAUACCAUAUAUCUCCUGCCAACUGUGGUAAUCUGCAACUUGCUACCCUGUGAACUUGAUUUUUAUGUUAAAGGAAUGCCAAUUAAUGGGACGCUGAAACCUGGCAAGGAGGCAGCUCUCCAUACAGCUGAUACAUCCCAGAACAUUGAGCUGGGGGUAUCACUGGAGAAUUUCCCCCUCUGUAAAGAAUUGCUCAUUCCACCUGGAACCCAAAACUAUAUGGUGAGAAUGCGACUCUAUGACGUCAACCGUCGGCAGCUGAACCUCACCAUCCGGAUUGUGUGUCGAGCAGAAGGAUCCUUAAAGAUCUUCAUUUCUGCUCCAUAUUGGCUGAUUAACAAAACAGGGUUGCCACUGAUCUUCAGACAGGACAAUGCCAAGACAGAUGCUGCAGGCCAGUUUGAGGAGCAUGAGCUGGCCCGUAGCCUGAGUCCUCUCUUAUUCUGCUAUGCUGACAAAGAGCAGCCAAACCUCUGCACGAUGAGAAUCGGAAGGGGGAUUCAUCCAGAAGGCAUGCCGGGCUGGUGUCAGGGCUUCUCCCUGGAUGGUGGUAGUGGUGUCCGAGCUUUGAAAGUCAUCCAGCAAGGAAACCGCCCAGGGCUGAUCUAUAACAUUGGUAUUGAUGUCAAGAAAGGCCGAGGUCGAUACAUUGAUACCUGCAUGGUCAUCUUUGCCCCCCGUUACCUGUUAGAUAAUAAAUCAUCUCACAAGCUUGCAUUUGCACAGAGGGAAUUUGCCAGGGGACAGGGAACAGCCAAUCCCGAAGGUUACAUUUCCACCCUUCCUGGUUCCAGUGUGGUGUUCCACUGGCCUCGGAAUGACUAUGAUCAGCUAUUGUGUGUCAGACUGAUGGACGUUCCCAAUUGUAUUUGGUCUGGAGGCUUUGAAGUCAACAAGAAUAAUUCCUUCCAUAUCAACAUGAGGGAUACCUUGGGAAAAUGCUUCUUCCUACGAGUGGAAAUUACUCUCCGAGGAGCUACGUAUAGGAUCUCAUUUAGUGACACAGAUCAGUUACCUCCUCCUUUCCGAAUUGACAACUUUUCUAAGGUCCCGGUUGUCUUUACUCAGCAUGGCGUAGCUGAACCCAGGCUCCGGACUGAAGUGAAGCCCAUGACUUCAUUGGAUUAUGCCUGGGACGAACCCACCUUGCCACCUUUUAUCACUCUGACUGUUAAAGGGGCAGGGUCCUCUGAGAUCAACUGCAACAUGAAUGAUUUCCAGGAUAAUCGGCAGCUUUAUUAUGAAAAUUUCAUUUACAUUGCUGCUACAUAUACAUUCUCUGGCUUGCAGGAGGGAACAGGCAGGCCUGUGGCUUCCAACAAGGCCAUUACCUGUGCGGAGCUCGUUUUGGAUGUCUCACCCAAGACACAAAGAGUCAUUUUAAAAAAGAAGGAACCAGGAAAGCGUUCUCAGCUGUGGAGGAUGACAGGAACAGGAAUGCUGGCCCAUGAGGGCUCCUCAGUUCCUCACAAUCCCAAUAAGCCCUCAGCCGCCCGCUCCACCGAGGGGUCUGCCAUCUUAGAUAUUGCUGGUCUCGCUGCAGUGACUGACAACAGAUACGAGCCACUGAUGCUGAGAAAGCCUGACCGCAGGCGAAGCACAACUCAGACGUGGAGUUUCCGAGAAGGAAAACUGACCUGUGGGUUACAUGGGUUGGUCGUCCAGGCCAAAGGAGGACUUUCUGGUUUGUUUGAUGGAGCUGAAGUUGUUCUUGGUCCUGACACUUCCAUGGAGCUUUUGGGGCCAGUUCCACCUGAACAACAAUUUAUUAAUCAAAAAAUGAGACCUGGUUCUGGAAUGUUAUCCAUCAGAGUCAUCCCAGAUGGACCAACUAGAGCACUCCAGAUAACAGAUUUCUGCCACCGGAAAAGCAGCCGUUCAUAUGAAGUGGAUGAACUUCCUGUCACCGAACAAGAGCUGCAGAAAUUAAAGAAUCCAGAUACAGAGCAGGAAUUGGAAGUGCUUGUGAGGUUAGAAGGUGGAAUUGGGUUGUCCUUAAUUAAUAAAGUCCCAGAAGAACUGGUCUUUGCAAGUCUUACAGGAAUCAAUGUGCACUAUACACAGCUGGCAACCAGUCACAUGCUUGAACUCAGCAUACAGGAUGUACAGGUGGACAAUCAGCUCAUUGGUACCACGCAGCCCUUCAUGCUCUAUGUGACUCCCCUGAGCAAUGAGAAUGAGGUCAUCGAGACCGGCCCAGCUGUGCAAGUCAACGCAGUGAAGUUCCCCAGUAAGAGUGCACUGACCAACAUCUACAAGCAUCUGAUGAUCACAGCUCAGAGAUUCACAGUGCAAAUUGAGGAGAAACUGCUCCUCAAGCUGCUAAGUUUCUUUGGCUACGAUCAAGCAGAAUCAGAGGUGGAAAAAUAUGAUGAAAACCUCCAUGAAAAGACAGCUGAGCAAGGUGGAACACCAAUUCGAUACUACUUUGAAAAUCUCAAAAUCAGCAUUCCUCAGAUCAAGCUAAGUGUGUUCACCUCCAACAAGCUCCCAUUGGAUCUUAAGGCCCUAAAAAGCACCUUGGGGUUUCCUUUGAUACGGUUUGAAGACGCUGUGAUUAAUCUAGAUCCAUUCACUCGGGUACAUCCCUAUGAGACCAAGGAGUUCAUCAUCAAUGAUAUCCUCAAACAUUUCCAGGAGGAACUCCUCAGCCAGGCAGCUCGAAUCCUGGGAUCAGUGGAUUUUCUUGGCAAUCCUAUGGGGCUUUUGAAUGAUGUUUCUGAAGGGGUUACUGGACUGAUAAAAUAUGGAAAUGUCGGGGGCCUCAUCAGAAAUGUUACACACGGAGUAUCAAACUCUGCUGCCAAGUUUGCUGGAACAUUAUCAGAUGGCUUAGGGAAGACGAUGGACAAUCGGCAUCAGUCAGAGCGGGAGUACAUCAGGUACCAUGCAGCCACAAGUGGUGAACACCUUGUAGCCGGCAUCCAUGGCCUGGCUCAUGGUAUCAUUGGUGGACUGACCAGUGUUAUAACUUCGACAGUGGAAGGUGUGAAAACAGAAGGGGGUGUCAGCGGUUUCAUAUCUGGCCUUGGAAAAGGGCUUGUUGGCACUGUAACCAAGCCAGUGGCAGGCGCCCUGGAUUUUGCAUCAGAAACAGCCCAGGCGGUGAGAGACACAGCCACACUCAGCGGCCCCAGGACUCAAGCACAGAGGGUUCGGAAACCGCGUUGCUGCACGGGGCCCCAGGGGCUGCUUCCCCGAUAUUCUGAGAGCCAGGCGGAAGGACAGGAGCAGCUCUUCAAACUCACAGACAACAUACAGGACGAAUUCUUCAUCGCUGUGGAGAACAUUGACAGCUACUGCGUGCUCAUCUCCUCCAAAGCUGUUUACUUCCUGAAAAGUGGAGACUACGUGGAUCGAGAAGCCAUUUUCCUAGAAGUCAAAUACGAUGACCUCUACCACUGCCUUGUCUCCAAAGACCAUGGGAAGGUGUAUGUGCAGGUGACCAAGAAAGCCGUGAGCACGAGCAGUGGAGUGUCCAUCCCCGGCCCCUCCCACCAGAAGCCCAUGGUCCAUGUGAAAUCUGAGGUCCUUGCUGUCAAGUUGUCACAAGAAAUAAACUACGCAAAGAGCCUCUACUAUGAACAGCAGCUUAUGUUAAGACUCAGCGAAAACCGAGAGCAGCUGGAGCUGGACUCCUGAAGCCCCGCUGCUGAGAUGGGCGCUCCCGACACAGCGCAGACCCACCAGGAGGAAAGAGGCCCAGCUCUCAGCUGACGAUGGAGGCAGAACCGGAGUCGGGUUUGGGGAAGUUGUCAAGGAAUGAGGGAAAGUAAAUCCUCAUGAGGAAAAGUACAAAUGGAAAUCGUAUUAAUUUGUGAGGCAGGGAGUUAUUUUAGAUUAUGGGAAAUAAUUUUUAAAGGUAUUGGUUAAAUAACGUUUAAAAACAUGUACUGAGAUGAAUCUAAUUUUUAGAUUGCCCUGUAUUUUGUUAACAUGUAUAUAUGUACAACAGUGUGUUUGUAAAUAUAUAGGAACGUUUCUGAACAGGGUCUGUGCUAUGUGUAAAGGUUUGUUAACUGUAAAGUAAUAUAAAGUUAUAUUGGAUCUUCUAUUGCACUAAUUCUAGAUGUCUAAUUCAGGAUACUGUCUAUAGAAAGGCAUUCUUAAAAGUUAAAGAAUGUUACGUCUUAGUUUUGGAGACUAAAGUAUUCCCAGUAAAGUGGGUUGAGGUGAGGGCUGUGGUCCUGAAAGGGACGCCUUUGACAUCGUGGCUGUCCAGUUGGGCUGUGAGCUGUGGCACCCAGGACUGGCGCUGGCCCUUCAGAAGGAUCUAGGAGAGGGGCUUGGGAGCCCACUUUUAAUUUCUCACCCCCAUUUUACAAAGAGUGCUUAGAUUCUUACAAAUUAUGAUGUAAGUUAUCCAUUUGGCUUUUUCCUAACUAGUCUUACCAAACUUAGGGGGAAACCUGUGCUCCAUUACCACAUGGGUGCAAGUCAGCAUUGUAAGUUUUCUCAGGUUAUUAUUAUUAGAGAGGUUGGAAACAUUGGUAAACUCUGUUGAUUGAGAAGGAAAAAAAAAGUCCCAUUGAACUGUUGCAACAAAUCAGAAAUCCACAUAAAAGUGCUCUCCUGCCUGGGCAGCAACAACCAAGAACAAAGCCCCGGGACUGUUUUCUUUUUAAUAAAGCCACAGGCAGGCAUCGUAGCUCCACAGCCCGAGGGGACACAGGAUGGAAACCCCAGGAUGAGAAGGGAGCAGGGAGAGUUCCAGAAAGGGGGAUGAAAUAGGAGUAUUAAAAAGCUGCGUUGGUAAGUUUUUCAUGGAACCAAGAUUUGACAAAGGCAUCUCUUAUCCUUGGUUUUAAAUUCCUGCUGGGAGCAAGGCCUGGUAUGAGCGCCCUGGGUCUUGUUUUUGGUGUUUCGCUUUUCUGUAAGGAUUAAGCAGAUAGGGAGAAGGGAAAAGGGGCCUCACUUUAGAAUGAAUGAGUCACCUUGUGAUUUUUAAAUUUUUAUUUUAAUAAAGCUAAUCAAUUUCUACAACCUUGUCACAUGUAGCUGAGUCUGGGAUGACUCAGUGGAUCAGUGGAUGCGUGGAAGGUUUUGGUGUUUAUAACUCAUGACCCAAAUCCUUCCAAGACACAAAUGAAGCUAAUCUUCUUCCCCUCCCUUUCCUCUCCCACUUCCCCUCUGUGUCUGUGUCUGUGUGUGUGUGUGUGUGUGUGUGUGUGUGCGCGCGCGCGCGUGCAUGCAGAGAGGAAGGAAGGGAGCUUUAGCACAAGUAGCUACAUAGUGUUCAAGGAUCAGCUUUCUUGAACUCCGAGGCUUGGUUGCCUUUGCUGAACUCCAAGUUAGUGGAUUGCAGAAUGGAAACUUGGCUUUUGCGGCACUGGGUGAGUUUUAGUUUGUGUGUGUCUUGCUGGGGGGUGGUGAUGAUUGUCUCAGCACUCACGCACUGCACAAGAUGGCAGCAGGAUACAGCACUGCACAAGAUGGCAGCUCCUCUGCAGCUUCCUCCUCAGCCUCCCUCCUUGCACCCCCACAGGUUUGGCUUGUGGUUUUUGUCAUCAGUAACCUACUGCCUGAGAUCAUGAUCUCUUAAAAGAUGAGACUCUCGGAAGGGUUGAUUGUAUGCGUCAGUGAGCCUUCUAUCACCUUCUGGAACAAAGUCACUUGAAAUCUCUUGAUGAGAUUAAGGAGUUUAGUGUUACUAAGAAAAUCUGCUUUGGGCCGCAGCAGUGCUGGGUGUUCUCAGACCUGACUGAGGAAGUUAGCUGCGGGCUGCCCUGUGGGCUGGUGCUUCAGGAGGAAUCCAGAGAAGUGUUCAGAUGCCCCCCUUGGGCUCCUUUCUAAUUUUAAUCAGCUCUUUAAAUAGCUGCCCAUCUCCUGUGAUUGCACAACCAAGCACUUUGACAUUUGCACCUUAGGAGAGGCAGAUGUUAAAAUGGAAUCCAAAGACCACCUAGGGCGGGGCUGGGUGGGAGAUGGGAGGGCCAACUGCGAGCUGCUCCACUUCUCAGCUCUCCCCUGCCCUGCAGCCCUGGGCCAGACAAGGCCAGAAGGUUUCAGGGGCAUUUGACAUCCCCUCCUGGUUCUCACCAGGAAAACAUCCAAAGCUUUGGAGGAAACAGGCCCUGCCCCUGGCUCCUUAAAUGCCCCGUCUCUUUGUAAACUGAUAUUCAGCCAGCAAUGCCUAAGACUUUGUUAAGAUCAUUUCUACUGCUUUUCUUUCUGCUUCAAACACACAGUUCGUCUCUGAGGAAAGUAAAAUAAAUGGAAUAAGAGUAAAUUGGGUAAGGAGAUAUCCAAAGCUACCCAGUCCCUUGACCCAGCACAGUUGGCCGACCCGUGUCACUCCCUGGCUGUCGCUGCUUCUCUGUGCUCACUGAAGGGUGAGCCAGGCCAGUGCUUCCCCAGCCCCUGGGCCUGGUCACUACACAGUGGAAAACAGACAAGCGGCCCCUUCCCCAAAUCCCAAGAGUGUCUUGCUGCUUGGUGGGUGCUCAUCGCAAUGUUCUGAAGGCUCCAGGGCCACUUUGUUUGUAAGUAUGAUCUGGGCCUCAAAAUACCAUAGUAGCUGCUUGAUAAAAUUCUAAAAAUAUCUGGUUCUCUAUUAUGUAAACACUAUUACAGUCACCAGUGUGUGAAGACUCUUGAGUCUGGUUCUCAUAUCAGAGUCAUCAUUUUUCUUCCUGUGGAAUAAAAUGCCUUGUGGACUUCCCAAA
Messenger RNA from Homo sapiens (human), 16357 nucleotides. RefSeq names its product vacuolar protein sorting 13 homolog D (gene VPS13D). Gene Ontology annotation, biological process: phospholipid transport. The transcript is spliced from 70 exons. NCBI's taxonomy places the organism in Eukaryota, Metazoa, Chordata, Mammalia, Primates, Hominidae. The coding region runs from base 168 to 13334 and encodes 4388 amino acids. The record is from RefSeq and is marked reviewed.